UCACAGCCCCGGAGCGGGGCUGGUAUGUGGCCUAUACGGCCCGCGGCUAACGAAGUCCUCAGAAAACGCGCUGGCCCUCCGUGGCCCUCUGGCGGCCGUCGCACGCUGUGCACGACUCGCCACUUGAAACGCGUUGUGCUUCAUCAGCUCGACGAACAGAAGCUGGCUCCAAUGGUUGACGAUGCUCUCUCGAAAAGCUGCGUCCUCGUCGGCGGGGAUGGAGGGAGGGCGAGGCUUCCGCUUGGCGAGCAU
This is a messenger RNA of Vitrella brassicaformis, 252 nucleotides long. Lineage: Eukaryota; Vitrellaceae. The record is from the annotation of a GenBank genome assembly.